Molecule: messenger RNA, 1409 nt
Organism: Chaetomium fimeti
Lineage: Eukaryota; Fungi; Ascomycota; Sordariomycetes; Sordariales; Chaetomiaceae
Product: Ctr copper transporter family-domain-containing protein
Exons: 4
Coding region: 441-920 (159 amino acids)
Biological process (GO): copper ion transmembrane transport
Cellular component (GO): plasma membrane
Molecular function (GO): copper ion transmembrane transporter activity
Source: RefSeq, a predicted model, not a curated record
CGUGAAUUGGUCAAACUGCGCCCCCGAAAAACUCACAGCAUCAAACGAUUUCCAGUCUCACCUGUUUCAUGCCCCGCCAACAGACCCCGCCCUCGCCGAGCCGGCAGGCCCAGCAGCAGUGACGCCGCUCCCGGAAUGAGUUCAGCGCAGUGGAUCUCUUUAGCGGCCCGCCUCCUGCUUGAGUGCUCGACACCCACCCACUCCGGGACCUGAACACGCGAGCUUAAUUGGGACAAAACACCACCCACCCACGAAGUAUACAACCACCCAUGAGGACAAGUUACCGUGAUUUUGUAGUUUUGUAGACAUUGACAUCGGAAUUCCCAACUGCUGCGCCACCCACUUCAAUUCCUCAAUCGCUACCGCGACAACAGCUCAUCCGCUUCACCCUCCCCUCGCCCUCCCAUCGCGUGCCCCAAACAUCAACUCAUCUAUCCGCCAUGGACCACUCUUCCCACGAUCAUCACCACAUGAUGGACCACUCGUCCCACGCCGACCAUGGCGACAGCGGCCCCAUGUGCAACAUGAAUAUGCUCUUCACAUGGGAUACAACCGACCUCUGCGUCGUCUUCCGCCAAUGGCGCAUCACGUCCACGCUGAGCCUCGCCGUCUCGCUGGUCGCCGUGGUGGCCAUCUGCGCUGGGUACGAGGCCCUGCGCGAGGGUAUCCGGCGGUAUGAGGCAGAGCUGUCCCGCAGGGUCGACACCGCGCCGCGCCAGAACCGAGAGCAAAUCACGCGGCAAGCCCACGUCACCAAGGCGGUGCUGUACGGCAUCCAGAACUUCUACGCUUUCAUGAUCAUGCUCAUCUUCAUGACCUACAACGGGUGGGUGAUGAUCGCGGUGUCGGUGGGCGCCGGGCUGGGCUACCUCGUGUUUGGCGGGCAGACCCCCGUGACCAAGGAGACGGCCUGCCAUUGAGGAGCGUCAGCACACCAUUUUGUCGGCGAGAAGAUGGAGACCGGCAGCCCCGUAGAGGGAUUCCCUUCCCACCUAGUCUACACCUAUAUCUACCUCGCAUCUUCUUUCUAUUCUACUUCUCAAAACAGCGGAGCCAAAACCCAACCGAUCAGUCUACAUCUUACUCGGCUCCCCCUUCUCCUUUUCCUUCUCCUUCUCUUUCGCCCUCUUCGCCUCCGCCUCCUUCGCCUUCUUCCAGUCCUCGGCCGACACCACACUCCCCGCCCUCUUCUUCUCCCCCAUACGACCGAUACUCGCCAGCGUCUCAAUGAUGCCCUCAUCCCCAAAAUGGCGGUUGUGCUCAAACUCGGGCCGCUCGGCGUACGCAACGGUCGCGGCGUCGACCAGCAUGCGCGCCGUCAUGCCCCACACCUUGUAGCGCUCCAGCUCCCCUCCCCCCGCCACCUUUUUCUUUCCGGCCCCAUCCCCAUCCCCAUCCCCAUCCCCAUC